GGAUUGUAUCCAAUGAAGCGUGUCGAGUCGGCGCCGCAGCUCGGGAACUCGACGGUGCGCCGAGACGAGCUCAAGCCUGGCCACGAGUGGGUCGAGGACACGGACCGCAAGUGGUGCAAGCUAUGCGCGCGCAAGUUCAACGUGUUCCGCCGUCGGCACCACUGCCGCAUGUGCGGCGAUGUCUUUUGCGACUCGUGCACUACGUUCGUCACGAUUGUGGUGCGGGAAGAGAACAAGAACUCGGUACGCAUCUGCGGCGCGUGCAUCUCGUCGCACAAAGCCAAGUAUUCGAUCCGGUGCGGCCCGUCGACGUCAUUGCAGGAUGCUACGCUGUUGGAACGCGCGACGAAAUCUGUUUCCGUGCCAAGUGCCGCUGCCAGCAUCGCCGUGUCGGCGCCGGGACACCGCCACCACCCGCGACAUCUAUAUGCAGCGCAAGACGCCCCUCGAAUUCGGCAGCGCAAGUCCAACUCGGUCCAUCAAAUCUCGUCCUCCGGUCUUUUGGUCGACGACCUUCUCCCGUCGUCUCCGUCGACAUGGCGCAUGUUCGAGUUGGUCACCGCGUCAUCGUUCCCCGAGACAAGUCCGUGGUCAUACGCAUGGCCUUGCCCUCCCACGACCACGUUUGAAUCCCAGCGCCUCGGCAGUGUCCGCGACUCGUUGGCCAAGAUGAUGCAUCGGAUGCCAGACAACCUGUGCGAUUUGCUCUGCAAGGGCUACGACUGUCCCAUGUCCGCCGUGUCUGUGAUCGACGCCACCACGCAGCACUUUGUCUCUCGUGUGGGCAUCGCGCAAGACUCCCUCGCGCGGCACCUGUCGCUCUGCGCGCACACGAUCUGCGGGCUGGAUCCGUUUGUAGUUCUCGACUUGGCCGCUGACCCGCGCUUCCACCACCAUCCGUUGGUCACAGAGGCCAACAUCCGGUACUACGCUGCGGCGCCACUGGUCGCGGACGACGGCAUGGUGGUCGGGACGGUGUGUGUGAUGGACACGAAGCCGCGGAAGAGCUGCUUCGACGCGUGCUUGACCAGUAUUGCCCGUAUGGCGGCGCGCCAUCUCAAGGACACGCCGCGGACGACCACGGACGUCACGCCCCGCCAAGUCGAGAACAUCCUCGUCAACUUGCUGUCGAAAACCAACGACAUCCACAACCAGUUGCUGCGACGCCCGCCACUCAAGACGACCUCGACGUAAAUGUUGUUAUAACCCACCAUUGUAGUUGUCAUGUUGAGAAAUUAUAGUAAUAUAAUACUAUACUAUUGUAGCUGA
Aphanomyces astaci is the source of this 1269-nucleotide messenger RNA. RefSeq lists its product as hypothetical. Bases 13 to 1194 code for a protein of 393 amino acids. Lineage: Eukaryota; Oomycota; Saprolegniomycetes; Saprolegniales; Verrucalvaceae. Gene Ontology annotation, molecular function: protein binding; metal ion binding. The transcript has a single exon. The record is from RefSeq and is a predicted model, not a curated record.